Messenger RNA from Syngnathoides biaculeatus (alligator pipefish), 1125 nucleotides. It is a transcript of the gene eny2, whose product is annotated as ENY2 transcription and export complex 2 subunit. Lineage: Eukaryota; Metazoa; Chordata; Actinopteri; Syngnathiformes; Syngnathidae. Gene Ontology annotation, biological process: regulation of transcription by RNA polymerase II; positive regulation of DNA-templated transcription; poly(A)+ mRNA export from nucleus. Gene Ontology annotation, molecular function: chromatin binding; transcription coactivator activity. Gene Ontology annotation, cellular component: nuclear pore; SAGA complex; DUBm complex. The transcript has 5 exons. Bases 87 to 377 code for a protein of 96 amino acids. The record is from RefSeq and is a predicted model, not a curated record.
CGGUACGACUCGUGUUUACGACGGUGCACCGCUACCGAGGGACAGUGCGCUCCCCCACAGCUGCUCGCAUCCACGACAAAAAGACCAUGAGCAAGGACUCCCAGAUGAGGGCAGCCAUCAACCAGAAGCUGAUCGAAAUGGGCGAGCGGGAGCGGUUGAAAGAAUUGCUCAGGGCCAAGCUGGUGGAGUGCGGGUGGAAGGAUCAGCUGAAGGCGCACUGCAAAGACGUCAUCCGAGAAAAAGGCCUGGACCACGUCACCGUGGAGGACCUGGUCACCGAAAUCACACCCAAAGGCAGAGCGCUGGUUCCCGACAGCGUGAAGAAGGAACUCCUGCAGAGAAUCCGAGCGUUCCUGGCGCAGCACGCGGCCUUGUGAGCGCCCCGCCAAAAAAAAAAAAAAAAAAAAAUUCAUUUUUCAUUUUUUCACCCUCUUUAGCUCUCGCUGCAUAGAUCAACAGGCAAAACGCCCGACUGAGCGUCAUUCUAUUCAUGUUGUUUCAUAACGUGUUUUUCAUAUUGUUUCUAAAUGGUUAUGGAUGGAUGGCAGUUUUUGGAGAAAAAUAAACGUCGCACCUAUUUUAGUUAGCGGCGCUUCCCGUCUGUCUUUUGACACCCGACGACGGUCAUUCUGGUUUUCAACCUACGGCAAAACGGGAUUUUUUUUUCUCAGAUGUGUCAAACUUGUCGUCUCUCUGACGACAGUGACAGCGUGACAAAAAGGCAGCUGCUAUGUUUCAAAGUGUCUUAUGCGCCAAGUCAUAUUUCCAUCUUUUGACAUUACGUUAACAAGAAAUACUCCAGUGACACUGACUCUAAGAAGUCUACACACCCGUGUUCAAAUGCCAGGUAUCUGUGAUAUACGAAAAAGAAAUACUUGCUGAGCAUUUUCCAGCUUUCAUGUGACAUAUAACAUCUACAACUCAUGGAAUGUGAGCAGAAGUAAGGAUGAACUAAAGUAAUGGGGGUUGCGAAAGUGUACACACCCUCCCCUAAAUGUGGUGAGCACACACCUGCCACGAUUUCAUGGAGCCGAUUUACCAAAUAAAGUUCAGCUGCUCUGGUGCUAUUUCAAAUUAUUGAUAAUUAUUUUCCUUUUUUGUGCGUCCCGUUUCAUGCGUGCUCGC